AUGUAUUUCAAACAAAUAAAUUGGACAACAAUAAAGCUCCCACCAAGACUCUUGGAGAUUCCUUGGAAAUCGAUGAAAGAGAAUAAACGAUUCAAAGUAUCAUAUAUUUCUUUCACAUGUAGACACCUUUUAACUCUUCAUGUGACCUUAAUCUUACUUUCAAUCCUAACCAAACCAUCAAGUAAAAGAAUGAAAUUAUCUCUAUCAAUCUUUACACUAUUUCUUUUGCUACUCUUACUACUAAACAGCAGUUACUAUAUCAAAGCACAAACUCUUUCACAAUUAGAAUUGGAUAGUGCAAUAUUUAUAAUUAAACAAUAUGGAAUUGAAAUACCACAAAACCAAUCAUUAUGUAAUUAUGGAUCACCUAUAGUUUUUGAAUGUAUCAAUAGUAGUAGUGAUAAUACUCAUCACAUUAACAAAAUAACGAUAACAGGAAAUAAUUUUAUAGAUGUUGGAACACCAAAUGUAAAUCAAGUAUUUGAUUUUCCAAGACUUGAUUCAUUUUACUUGACAAAAAGUGUAACAAAAAAUUAUAGUAUAAAUAUAUUGGAAUAUUUUAAAAAUGCCCCUUCUAUUAAAUCAUUCUAUAUAAAUGGACCACAAACCACAGUACCAAAUGAAUUCUUUUCAAUCAUGACCAAUCUAACCACAAUACAAUUUCUAACACUACAAUCUCUACCCAAUGUAGCCACUGUCAUUGUCAAUAUUCCAACUUGUGAAUUUUUAUAUGAUUUAAAUAUUUCCAAUCCAGAGACUCUAACUACACUUUAUAUGAGUGGUCCACUCACAACUUGGUUCCCAAAAGAUUUUAAACUAUAUCAAAAACUUGCUUCUUUGUCAUUUAAUGGGAUCAAUUUUACAACAGAAAAUCCAAUUAUAGAUUAUCCACCAAAUCUUUUCUCUCUUGCCAUAACAAAUACCAAUAUGACCACUUUUCCACAAAUCCCUCUUCCAAAAACUUUAGGUUCAACACAAUUAUUUUCAAAUAAUUUUACAACCUUUCCAUGGGAUUUAUUUCAAGAUUCAAAACAAAUUUCUCCUAUUGACGUAUCUGAAAAUCGUAUACUAGCUGGAACAGUUCCAGAGUCAAUGUGUAAAUUCAAAUUAAAAAUUCAAAAUACCUCUAUUACAAGUGUUCCAUCAUGUUUUUGGUGUUAUCAAUGGACCAUACAAACCAGUCUUUUACAACCUCCCAAUUUCAUCUGUCCAGUAACAUUUGACAAUCAAACCAUUGUCACUAGGAAUGGACAAGCUUUGGUAUAUGGAUCCAAUCUAGGUUAUGGAAUCCAAACGAUAAAUUAUACUCUUACACUGAUCAUACCAAACUCUGUAUUGAAUAUGAAAAUACCCAGUUUUGCUCCAUUUAAAACUUCACAACCACAGGUUUUAUCAGUUAACCUUUCAACCAAUGCCAAUACAUCUUAUAAUCUAAAUGUAAUUGAAGCUGGUGUAGAUAUUUUAAAUAUCAACAAUGUAGAUAAUUUCACCUAUACUCAACAACCAUCAAAUCUACAAAUCAAAAUUUUAUUUGCAAGUUUAAAUCCAAAUCUACAACAUCAAGUUGGAUUGAAUUCUUCCCUACCUUGUAAUAUUGUAUCAAUUACUACAAACUAUAUUAUAUGUAAUACUAGUAUUAUACCUGAUCCAGGUAGUUAUAAUAUUACAAUCUCAAAUCAAUAUUAUCAAUCAUUUUAUUUAUUUAAUUUUAUUCCAAAAUAUCCAACAGUUACAGCAGGAAUUAUAAAUGAUAAUAAUAAUAAUAAUAAUAAUAGAUCAAAAUUAAUUAGUUUAUAUGGUUAUUAUGGUAAUUUAAAUUAUUCAAAUACAUUGGUAUUGAUUAAUAAUACAUUGAUAUGUAAUAUUGGAUUUAUAAAUGAUAGAUUAAUUAAUUGUACCAUCGAAACAAUUAAUCAAAAUUAUGGACCAGCUUCUAUAAAUGUUCAAAUCGAUAAUCUUCAAUAUUUUAAAAAUGAUGUACUUUAUUUUUAUCCUCCAAACAAAAACAACAACAAUACAGAUCAACUUUUAAAACAAUGUCAAGAAACAACUCUAAAUUGUUUCGGUAAUGGUCAAUGUAAUGAAUUUGGUAAAUGUGAUUGUAUUGAAAAUUAUAAUCCAAUUGAUAAUUGUUUAACAAAAUAUUUCAAUUCAAGUGUAAAUACAACAACAGAUCCAUUAAAACCAACAACUUCAUUUGAUAUUAAUGGUGUUGAUUUCCAAUUUGAAAUUGUAUCAAUUCAAGAAUUAAAUUCUGAAAAUGAUGACAUGGUACAACAAUUAAUAGUAGACAAAUGGAAUUCAACGAUUACAACAAUCAAUUCAACAACCAUUGCAAAUUAUUAUUUAAUUGUAAAUCAAAGCGAGGUUACAAUGCCAUUAUUAAAUGUAUCUGCUGUUAUAUCAUAUUCACCUAAAGCAAGAACAACGAUGUUUGGGGGAAAUGAAAUCGAAAUGAAUCCAAAUUCAAUCAAACUAUCAAUUGAAAUUAAUAAUUGGGAAUUUAAUAGUAACAUCAAUUCGCUUAGAGUACUUUUCAAAACUAGUCUCCCAAAUAAUCAAAGUAUUGAAAUAUGUCAACAAGCAAGUGAUGAAAUCAAAUCAAUAUCAUAUGACCUAUCAUCAAGUAGUAUUCAAUAUCUAAGAGUAUUAAAAGAUGGAAUUCAAUUUACAGGUAGAUUCUUGGAUUAUAUUGUAUCUGAUGGUCGAAACACCUAUUCAAGAACACAAUUGGUAUCAUUAACACCGUCAGAACAAUCAACAACGGAAUCUAUAGCAUUGAUUGGUAUUUUAUUACCACAAUGUCAAUCAUGUAUUAUUGAUCCUGAUUUUACACCUCUGUUGGUUGAUACAAGUCAAAGUCAAUGUGGAGACAACCCAUCAAAUAAUAACACAUGGAAGAUUAUUGUUGGUGUAACAAUUGGUGGAUCAAUAUUUAUUGCUGCCAUUAUAGGUGCCAUCAUUUAUGCUAAAAAGUAUACUAAUCUAAAAUAUAAUAUUUUUAAAUUAAAAAAUUUAAAUAAAUCAAAUUAA
This is a messenger RNA of Cavenderia fasciculata, 3033 nucleotides long. RefSeq lists its product as uncharacterized. The record is from RefSeq and is a predicted model, not a curated record. NCBI's taxonomy places the organism in Eukaryota, Evosea, Eumycetozoa, Acytosteliales, Cavenderiaceae. Bases 1 to 3033 code for a protein of 1010 amino acids. The transcript has 13 exons.